Messenger RNA from Iphiclides podalirius (scarce swallowtail), 861 nucleotides. The record is from the annotation of a GenBank genome assembly. Lineage: Eukaryota; Metazoa; Arthropoda; Insecta; Lepidoptera; Papilionidae.
AUGACUUUAGGGAGUCCAACUCACUCGCCAUCGGGUAGUCCAAAUGUGGGGUAUCUACCCCCCUUCCUAUUGGGUGAAAUUAACCCUCCCACAACCCCUCGUACUAAUAGUUUGUCACCUACGAAAGGCCGAAGUUUGGCUUUUGGAUCACCAUCUAGCCCUAGCCAAACAUCAACACCAGACCAGAAAAUUUACCGACCAAAUGUUUCAAUACAUCAGCAAGCAUUGUUUAAUCAACAAAACAUGUUUGCGAACAUGGCCACAUCACCUAAUAUAUCUUAUUCAAGUAAACCUAAUGGUCCACCAAUAGAGGAUCUAUUCGAUACUAUAAAAAGUAAUGAGCCUACAAACAACAAAUCUAUGUACCAAGAUCACAGCUUCCUUGGCUAUGGCAACAACAAUUCAUUGAUGCAAAAUUCAUAUGUGAAUACAUCACUUAAUAAUCAGUCACUAACAACAAACUGGCAAGAUGGCUGCCAAGAGCAAGAUGAGUACUGGAUUACUAUAUUUGGUUUUCCACCAAAUGUAGCAAAUACAAUAUUAGCAAGAUUUAGCAACUGUGGUGCGAUUUUAGAGAAACAGUAUCCUACGCAAGGCAAUUGGGCUCAUGUGAGAUACGCAACCAGAGCAGAAAAAGAGCGAGCAAUGGCUUUGAAUGGAAGGCAAAUUAUACCCGGUAUUAUGGUCGGAGUAGUGGAGUGCAGGGAACCACUAAGAAGAACUACAUCCAAUCCUGGAAUAACUUCCCCUGAGAGACAUAUAACUGCAAGAUCCCUGUGCCCAACACCUAUCCCGUCAGCACCAGUACCACAAAGGUCAAAUGGGAUCAUAGCCAAAGCCCUAGACUAUGUAUUGGGUUGG